Pisolithus orientalis is the source of this 1809-nucleotide messenger RNA. RefSeq lists its product as uncharacterized. The record is from RefSeq and is a predicted model, not a curated record. Gene Ontology annotation, cellular component: anaphase-promoting complex. The transcript has 12 exons. Lineage: Eukaryota; Fungi; Basidiomycota; Agaricomycetes; Boletales; Pisolithaceae. Gene Ontology annotation, biological process: cell division. Gene Ontology annotation, molecular function: protein binding. Bases 1 to 1809 code for a protein of 602 amino acids.
AUGGACUUGCGACUGGUAACUGAGCUGCACAGGUCUAUCAAAGAUUGUGCAGACAGAGGUCUUGCAGUUGCAGCUAAAUGGUCAUCCGAACUCUAUCUUUCGAUACCUCAACAUAAACGGGGCGCUUUGUGUGAACACCCUACCACGUUUUCAACCUCAACGCCUGCCCGCUCUCGCUCCCCACAGCCUUCGCUUUCAUUUGUUGUUGACUCGCCAGCCGUCGGUACCGGUCUUUCCAUUCCACUCAAGGCGCCCCACUAUGUGCCCAUAUCCACGUCCGAAAGGUCUGCCUGUCAAUCACAAGAAGUGGACCUAGAACAAGCCGAUGAAGCAGCUCUUCUUACUGCUCAGGCGUUUUUUUCAUCUAAAGAGUUUAGCAGAGUGGUACAUGUCCUUCAAGGUUGCAAGAGUCCGAAGGCUCAGUUCUUGUCAGUAUACUGCCAAUUUUUGAUUGGUGAAAGGAAUACUGAGAGGAACUGGUAUAAGAAUUUCAGCGAUCGCGAUCAACCAGCGAUACCUUUCAAUCAACGUUUAUUUGGUCACUUGGAGCUGGUCAAGGAUACCAACGAUCCGUGGCUAUUAUUUUUAAAAGGACUCUUUCUUUCUCGUUUAACUAGGCGAGAAGAAGCAGUGGAAAGCAUAAUCAUUUCUCUUAGUGGAUACCCGUGGAAUUGGUCCGCGUGGACUUUGUUAGGCCAAUGUGUGGGAGAUGCCCAGGAGCUCGCAUCUCUCCUUCCGCUUCUACCAUUUCCGGCCAGCCAUCCUUUAGUACAAUUGUUUCAGGUUAAAGCGAUGAACGAGCUCAACAGCCCGACGGAAAAUGAGCUUGCUCUGUGUGACCAUCUUUUGGGCGACGACUAUUUUCGGGGGAACCCUUGGGUGAUGAGUUUACGCGCAUGUGUCCUUUACCACCUACAUGAUUUUGGACAAGCAGAAAAACAGUUCGAGAACGUACUGUCUUUAGACCCCUAUCGAGUCGACGACAUCGACAUCUACUCCAACAUACUCUACGUCACAGAAAAUCGACUAAAACUUACCUGGCUUGCGCACGAGUUUCUUGAGCGGGAUAAGGACCGGCCCGAAGUUUGUUGUUUGGUCGGAAACCACUACUCUCUGCGUGGCGAGCACGAGAAGGCAGUAAAAUACUUUAGGCGUGCUACCGAGCUCGAUCGGACUUACCUCUCGGCAUGGACCUUGAUGGGUCACGAAUACAUAGAGAUGAAGAACUCGCACGCUGCCAUAGAAGCGUACCGACGCGCCGUGGAUAUCAGCAGGAAGGAUUAUCGAGCAUGGUACGGCCUUGGUCAGGCUUACGAACUUCUGAGCAUGCACCAGUAUGCACUACACUACUACCAGCGAGCUACGGCUCUUCGGCCAUACGAUGUCCGACUGUGGCAGGCCCAGGCCACGUGUUACGAGGAAAUCGGGCGUACGAGGGACGCUGUGGAGUGCCUCAAACGCGCCUUGUUAAGUGCAGGCUCACAAGAGACUACGUUAUGCCUGAAGCUUGCCAAGCUUUAUGAAGAGCUAGAAGAGCCUACAGAAGCUGCAGCAUACCACAUGAGGGUUGUCGACAUUUCUCGCGCGGAGGGACGUCCAAUUCAAGACUAUGCAAAAUCAAGCAUAUAUGUGGCUCGCCACCAAAUGGUAAUUCCAGGCGGUGAUUUGGAGCUUGCCAAGGAGUACCUGGAACGUAUCGCACAGAGCAAUGUCGAGGAAGUGACGCAGGCUGCAGAUUGGUUGAAAAAGCUCAAAUCCGUGAUGCUAUCGAGGCCUCUAACUACUUCAACUACUAGCCGUGGUUCGUGA